AUGACGGCAGGUUGCCACGACAAGGCGGUGCUGCUCUAUGAAUAUGUGGGGAAGCGGAUCGUGGACUUGCAGCACACGGAGGUACCGGAUGCCUAUCGAGGGAGAGGAAUAGCCAAGCACCUCGCAAAGGCAGCCCUGGACUUCGUGGUGGAGGAGGACCUGAAAGCUCACCUGACGUGCUGGUACAUUCAGAAAUAUGUCAAGGAGAACCCACUGCCGCAGUACCUGGAACACUUGCAGCCUUAA
This is a messenger RNA of Opisthocomus hoazin, 246 nucleotides long. The record is from RefSeq and is a predicted model, not a curated record. NCBI's taxonomy places the organism in Eukaryota, Metazoa, Chordata, Aves, Opisthocomiformes, Opisthocomidae.